Molecule: messenger RNA, 669 nt
Organism: Postia placenta MAD-698-R-SB12
Lineage: Eukaryota; Fungi; Basidiomycota; Agaricomycetes; Polyporales; Adustoporiaceae
Exons: 6
Biological process (GO): positive regulation of ubiquitin-protein transferase activity; protein neddylation
Cellular component (GO): ubiquitin ligase complex
Molecular function (GO): cullin family protein binding; ubiquitin-like protein binding; ubiquitin conjugating enzyme binding
Source: RefSeq, a predicted model, not a curated record
GCCGCGAGCUUGCUCAUCUUAUACGACUUCAUGAAGCGGAAACGCGCCGGUGACACGACGGUGGAGACCACGAGGGCCACUCGCUCUUCUACUCGCAUCAAAACUCCAGCAACAGACUCCGCGGAGCAGAUGGACGCCAUCGAGGAGGCUCCAGUGACCAAGAAGAUACGGAAGGCUGCCUCCAAAGCGACGACCUCGAGAAGCAGAGGUAGAGGCAAGGCACAAGCUGUGUAUGAGCGGACCGAAAACCCUCAGCCACGACCAAGGUCGUUCUUGCAUGACGCAGUUCUCGCAGGAGUGUUCUUCCAUUGGCAAAGUGUCGCGUCCAACACGGGUGUCACUGUGGUGUUCACUCGAAGUUCAAACUUUGAGCGCACAGUCACCGGUCAGGAGGAUACAGUGGCUCCUGCAGGCUCAAAAUCAAAACCGACAAAGUCGUCAAAACCUGAAGCUUACAGUGCACAGCGGGCUGCGGCACUCUACAGCAACUAUGUCGACCCAGAUGAACCGUCAGUCAUAGGCCCCGAAGGAUUUGAGCGCCUGUGCUCGGAUAUGGAUAUUUCAUUGGAAGGCGCCCUCCCUUUGAUCUUGGCAUGGCAAAUGAAAGCAAGUGAGAUGGCAAAAAUCACAAGGAGCGAAUGGGAUGUAGCGACCGCAGAGCUACAGUAA